CAUGACCGUGUUAGUAUUGAAUUUCCACCAUCGAAAUCCGGACAUGUACGAUAUGCCCAAUUGGAUUCGAAAAGUUAUUUGCGAGUGGUUGGCAUGGAUUUUACGCAUGUCAAGACCAGGAAAAGAUAUAUCUAGGGAAUUUCUUCUUCGAAAAGCAAGAAUGAGAGAACUGGAGAGCAGACAUCCUCCCAGUUUAAGCUUAUUAUCGAAUGUAAAAGAUGUCGAUAACGCUAUACCAUUGAACGACUUCCCUCCACUUCGUUCCAUUCGAGUAGAUGACGGAGGUUUUACAUCAGUUCGAAACGAAUUGUUGGCUAUACUCAACGAAUUGAGAUACAUUACUCACAAGAUUAAAGAGGAUUCGGAAGCUUCCGAAGAGAUUAACGAUUGGAAAUUUGCCGCUAUGGUUAUCGACAGGUUGUGCCUGUGGGUAUCGGCCCUAUAUAUGGGUAUUACGACAGCGGCUAUAUUCUUUUCAGCACCGCAUCUAGUUAGUUAA
Molecule: messenger RNA, 499 nt
Organism: Dimorphilus gyrociliatus
Lineage: Eukaryota; Metazoa; Annelida; Polychaeta; Dinophilidae
Source: the annotation of a GenBank genome assembly